CCAAUUUUCUCUCUAACCCCCUAUUCCUUCUAAUCCACCUCUUCCAAUUCACUCCUUUAAAGAGAGUUCCACCUCUACAGUACAAACUAAAAUCCUCUGUUCCAAAUUUUCACAGCACACAAAAACUAUACUAUAAUUGGUUGGUAUAUUCAUUCAAUCAUGUCUAUGUUCUCAUAUCACAAACAUUCUUCUAACCGUUUCUUCAUUUUCCUACUUAUCCUAGCUUUCAAAGGGGUAACAAUUUCAGCAACAACAUUCACAUUCGUGAACAAAUGUGACCACACAAUAUGGCCAGGAAUUCUAGGAAAACCAGACCUCGGAACAACCGGUUUUGAACUCAAAAAAGGAAAUACACAAACCUUCCAAGCACUAGCCGGUUGGUCAGGUAGAUUCUGGGCAAGAACCGGUUGCAAAUUCGACGAUUCUGGUCACGGAACUUGCUCAACCGGUGACUGUGGUUCCGGAGAAAUUAACUGCAAUGGUAACGGUGCAACACCACCGGCAACAUUAGCAGAAUUCACUCUAGGAAAUAGUUCGCCAGAUUACUAUGACGUUAGUCUCGUAGACGGUUACAAUCUUCCGGUGAUGGUUGAAACUAGUGGCGGUUCAGGUUCAUGUCAGGCCACUGGAUGUGGAGAGGAUCUUAACCGGAGGUGUCCCUCGGAGCUGAGAGUGGACGGUGGUGACGCGUGUAAUAGCGCGUGUGGCGCGUUUGGGACACCGGAGUAUUGUUGUAGUGGCGCGUUUGGUUCGCCAUCGAGUUGUUCGCCUUCGGUUUAUUCGGAAAUGUUUAAAUCUGCUUGUCCUAAAUCUUAUAGCUAUGCGUUUGAUGAUGCUACGAGUACUUUUACUUGUACUGCUGCGGAUGAUUAUACUAUCACAUUUUGUCCUUCUUCUUCUCCAAGUUUGAAGUCAUUGAUGGAGUCAAAGCCAGGAUCAUCAGUAGAACAAGCUGCAGUAGCUACUAAAUCUUGGAUAGCAAAUUUGGCUACAGGAGCUUCCACAAGAAUAAGCCAACCAUUUUCAACUUCCAUGUCUAUAUUUUUUGUUGCUAUCACUUUCAUAUUUUCAUAUUUAGUCAAUUAGUCUUUUUCCAAGUGACAUCUCAUUUGCAUAUUCUCUCAUAGACCCUUUAUGACAUAGGACAAGGAUCAAACAACAUAUGUAGUUGGUGUAAUUAACAUAGAUUAUGAUUGUUGAAUUCUAUGUAAAUUAUAAGCAUUUUUAAUUAAUCAUUUUAUUGAAGCUA
Molecule: messenger RNA, 1249 nt
Organism: Medicago truncatula (barrel medic)
Lineage: Eukaryota; Viridiplantae; Streptophyta; Magnoliopsida; Fabales; Fabaceae
Product: thaumatin-like protein 1
Exons: 3
Coding region: 160-1086 (308 amino acids)
Source: RefSeq, a predicted model, not a curated record